UCGUGUGAUAAAUUACAUACUGCUAUGGAGGUGGACUCGUUAAUCGAAUUAAACAGAUUACGAGGAAGUUUAUACUAAAUUCGCCCCAUUUUUGUAAUGAUAUUUCCUUUUUUGACAUAGAUUCCUCGAAAGGGACCAUGUUGGAUGCCCAGACUGUGUAUAUUUCGCGUUUAAAGUGUCAGUAAGCUAACGCCUGUGUGUGUAACAUGGACAUAUGUGUAUAGUGGAACGGACCGGCGACACGGGCACAUUCAGCUUGAUGGUUCCUCACAUGUAAACGUGGGCAAGUGAGGCUCUUCUACUGUUCAAGGAUUGGCAUCUCUACAUUCCACAACAUCUAUGAAGACUUUUUUUAUGAGAAUGGUACUCAUAAUGAAUAACGACAACGCUCGAUGUAAUACAGGUCCGUGACGUCAUCAGGUAGUGUGGACAUCAUACUACUGAUGUCAUCAGUUCUGACAAUGUCUCCAUUGAGGUGUACGGUCUGUAUGAAGCAACUGAGAGUCAACAAGAAUUCAAUUGUUGCUGUGUUUUUUGUGUCUUUGCUAAUUUUCGCCAAUUUCCGGUACAACCAGCCAACUCGAUUUCGAUUCAGUCAUAGCAAUGUCAACGCCGUGUGCACUUUGCCAGAAUUAGAUCCUUUCGACAGUGAGAUUAUGAAACUGAAUUGGCACCCACGUCCGGUAGUGUGCGACGAUAGUCUACCAUUUAUGUAUAUAGAUAGAAAAGGUUUCAUCCACUUAAACACUACGACAUUGGCAUUGAAGAAACUGACAAAAUUGGAUAUUGACUGCACUUACCAACAUGUGGAACGACAAGGCGACGAUGACGUCAUAUUUAAACCGGAAGUACAUUUCACUGAACCAGAGUACGUUCAUUGUGACUUUGUGGUCGGCAGGUGUCGUGAUCAAACUGAUCAAAGCAUAUAUGAAAAUUUACUUAUAAACCUGAAUUCUCAUUUAGUGUUUGAAUCAAAGAACAUUCGUAACGAAUCUCAACAACAGCUAAGUGUAUUAAUAUUGGGAAUAGAUUCGAUUUCUAGAAAUGGAGCUUUAAGAAAACUUCCUAAAACUAUGAAAUACGUCGAAGAUGUUUUGGGUGGAAUCACUUUUAAGGGAUAUACCAAAGUGGGUGAAAACACUUUCCCUAAUUUGGUACCUCUGUUGACAGGAAGGAAGGCGGACCCUAAUGAGCUGCCCCAUAUUUUUGGUCAGGGUUACUUCGAUGACAUUCCACUCAUUCACCAUAAUUUUUCCAAGUCAGGUUAUGCGACCCUAUACGCCGAGGACUGGCCGGCGUUCUCCACGUUUAACUAUGCAGCCAAAGGCUUCAAAGUCCCGCCAAGUGACCACUACAUACGGCCAUUGUAUCUCGCUAUGAAAAAACUACAACCAAUUUCCACAUCGUUAGAUCAAGUUUUACUCUAUCUUGAGGACAAAAACAUUAAAAUAAAGUCUUCAUCGCUUUGUUUUAGAAAUCAGUUAAAACAUGUCAUGUUUCUGGAAUAUUUCAAGAGAUUUGUUGAUAGUUAUACAAACAGAGCGAAGUUUGCCUUUACAUGGAUUAACGAAAUAAGUCAUGACUACUCAAAUUUUCUCGAGAUAGCCGAUCAAGAUUUUGUUGAAUUUUUGAUGUGGCUUCAGAACGACGGUCACCUGGAGAACAGUGUCUUGGUGGUAAUGAGCGACCAUGGAAGCCGAACAGAGGAAAUCCGGAACACUGUGGCAGGGCGGAUAGAGGUUCGAAUGCCACUUUUGUCUGUGGUACUUCCGGAGCGCUUUAAACAAAUACACCCUGCCCUCGUGGAGACGCUGAUACAGAACACAAAGGUCAUAACAACGCCAUUUGACUUUCACACAUUUCUGAGUGAUGUAUUGCACAAUAACUUUGAUGAUCCACCCCCGUUGAUAAUGAGAGAUGGUAAACUUCCGAGAGGGAUUAGCUUUUUUCAAAAAAUUCCAAAAGAGCGGACAUGCGCAGAUGCAGGAAUACACGAGCUCUUCUGUGCAUGUUUCACCAGUACACCUGUUGAUAUAUCUAACAAUAUUGUGCCAAAAAUAGCACAGGAUAGUAUAACUAAAAUUAACCAUAUGCUGGUUGGCGUCAAACAUAAAUGUGCCGAGUUGACUUUUUCCAAGUUAAUAGACGCACAAUUAAUUGAAUCAAAUUUCAAACGUGUUAAGGAAGACGAGAGAUUCACCCUAAGGAAACCUCUUUAUCCAACCCGAAGAAGAAAAAAGAAAAUACCUUGUUUUGUUUAAAGCGGCACCAAGUGGUGCUUUGUUUGAAGUGACAGCGAGUGUAGACAAUCAUGACGUCAUUAAUUUGGGUGAAAUUAUCCGGACAAAUAAGUACGGAAACCAAUCAAAAUGCAUAACCGACCGUGUGUUACGAAAUUACUGUCUAUGUAUUUGAAAUAGUAUUUCGUUCAUACCAGUUAUCAUUUACUUAGAUAGCCUCACCGGAGGACAUCUUAACGUCCAUUUCUGUCCGUCCGUACGUCAAUAUUUACUACGCCAGAUUUUAUAUUUGUGACUUGACCAAAGUUCAUAUAGCAUCAAGGUGGCAUUCAUCGUUCAUUACGGCAGCAUUCUCCACUUGGAAUUUCGGAAGUCUAGAAUCUGAUAUUGGUACCUGUAUAUGCUUCGCUGUGGAAUAUUCCAUAAGUCCUACUCAAAGAUUUAAUGAUUUCCUCAGAAACCGGUUUUUUUUCAUUAUUUAUUUUAUUUUUAAGUUGUAAUCUUUAUUAUUAUUAUUUUUUUUUUUUAGAGUUGAGCUUUAAUUAAACUCUUUAAUUAUUUUAGUGUGUAAUGUUUACCUAAUAUAACUUAGUAUUCAUUUCAACGGAACAUUUUACACAGAAUAACCAUAACAUUCACAGAUCGCUAAGGAGUAUCGACCAUCAAUUAGUACUAUUAUGGGUAGAAGGCUUGCUCAAGUCAGUGACAUUUUUGUUUAAUUGCAUAAUUGUUUUGGGUUUUAUUUCUUUUUCAUUUUUUGUUCCUUGUUUUUCCUUUUUGGUGUUAAUGUUUUAAGGUGUUUAAAGUUAACUAGAUAACUGAAGUGUUCUUUAAGAUUCUCUAGUAAUUAGUUUAAAAAGAACAAAAGAAAUUUAAUUGCAUAAUUAAUAGGUGUUUUUGGGGGUAUUUUUUAUUAUUAUAUUUUAAGGUUAUUUUUAAGCUGUUUUAAGGUUUACUAGAAAACUAGGAAAUGUUCUCCACUGAUAAGUAUAUUAUUUGUUAUCAAACAUUCCUCUUAUCAACGAAAAGACUGUAAUCGUCUGUCCAUUGCUCAGUCUGUACUUAUUGAACUCUUACCUGUACAGGUGCGGAGCUUUAGUUUUUGGUGACCAUUAAUGCUUAAUUUUCCGCAUGAAUAAAAUGACAUGCUGUUUAAUUCAUCCCAUGUUUUAAUAAAUGUUAAAUCGAAAAUCCUCAAUGUAUGUAUGUAUUUGCCUUACAAUGCAAUAUAAAUCGCCAUGUAUUUUGUAAAUGUUUCUUUUGUAACGAUUGUUGUGUAUUAAUGUAAUUUUGAGAACCUAACUUUUUAUAAUAUGUGCCUUGAUUAAAUUUCUUGCCUUUAUGAA
Molecule: messenger RNA, 3586 nt
Organism: Pecten maximus
Lineage: Eukaryota; Metazoa; Mollusca; Bivalvia; Pectinida; Pectinidae
Exons: 2
Coding region: 444-2261 (605 amino acids)
Source: RefSeq, a predicted model, not a curated record